AAAAUCAAUCAAUAUGUCUAUAAUUUGAAUUUAUUCCAUAUUAUGAAACUUUUGUUUCUUACAACUUUAAACCGUAAAUGAAAGAAACUUAUAAAUACACAUAUAGUCGAAGAGCUGCUGAAAACACAAUUAUUUUCAUAAUAGGUUAAAUUAACCUCUUACUAAAAUCCUUUGUUCAAGGAUACAUGGACAGGGAAGAACAGCAAGCAAAUUUUAAACAAAAAUAGAAAUCAGCAGAUGCUCAAAACCUGCAAAGUCCUCGAAACUCAACAGAUUAGGUAACACUUAUAGUGAUGCUGUUUCUUUUUCCACAAAUGCUGCAUCAUCUGCUGUAUGUUUCCAGUAUUGUCUGUUUUUGUUUCUAGAAAAUGCUACAAGAUGAAUUUCUGUGACUGUGGUGAACUACAUAUACCUGUCUGGACACGCCCCCCUGCUGACUGCUCCUGUGGCUCCUCCCACUGACCCCUGUAUAAAGGCGAUCAAUGCCUGAGCCCAGCCUCUCAGUCUCCAGGAUGUAGUAUGGUGGUCACUCACUGCUUGUUCCUUCUUCCAGUCAAUAAAAGCCGAUAUCUCGCCAUAUGUCUCAGAGUUAUUGAUGGUGCAUCAGUGACAAAAAUAAACUAGUGGGUUCAGUAAUACUUGAACUGUUUCACUCCACACUUACAGUAAACAUUCCUGUGUGAUAUCUCCAUCCUCCUAACCACCCUCAUCCCAGGCUGUGAAAAAGCUAAAUAAAACAACAUUACAACAGUAGCAAUAAGGUGUCCCAAGAAGAAAACAAAAGAAGACAAUAGGUCAAGCCAGUUAAGAUGUAGUAUUAAUAAUCUCAUCAUUCAACCACUUAACUGAGUAGAAUUUCCCUGCAGUUAAGUGUAGGCUCUUGGAACUUCUACUGCACCAUUGGACUGUUUGUGGGGUUCAGCUGUCUAUUGAAUCUGUGCCAGAUCAUAUCUGAUGCAAGUACAGUGGUUCUAUUGAAAUCAAUAAGAGGAAGCUACUGCAAUGUGAGUAAGUAGACUUCCAACUUAAUUUAGUUUAAAUUUGUUUAUUUUAAACCUGUCUUAUUAUUCCAGAAGCAUUUUGAAUGUUUGUGAAAGCCAAGUGGGUGGGUGGUGGAGAAUAGGGAGUGGUGAUCUUGUAAUCAUGUUAUAAUAAAGUAGCUGAACUUCAUCCAUGUCCUUCUUUAUAUCUGUUUUAUACUUUAUUUAUCAUUCAAGACAAUACAGGCAUACAACUUGGAACCAGCCCUUUGGCCCAACUGGUCCAGGCUAAUCAAGAUGCCCAUCCAAGCUAGUCCCAUUUGCCUAUAUUUGGCCCAUAUCCCUCGAAACAUUCCUAUUUGGAUUUGGAGUACCUUGUGCUGCUGUGUAGAGCUUUUUGGCUAUCUAAGUGGUUCACGGCUGUUAUUAUCACAGCUGUGUACAUUCAGCCGCAGGUUGAGGCCUCAUCUCAAAUAAUAAUAAGCUUAGUGAAGAAGUCAUCACUCUGACAAAGUGGUGUCAAGAAAACAACCUCUCCCUCAAUGUCACAAAAACAAAGAAGAUGGUUGUUGAAUACGGGAGGAGUGGAGACAGGCUAACCUCUAUUGACAUCAAUGGAUCUGGGGUUGAGAGGGUGAUAACUUUAAGUUCCCUGGCAUUCACAUCACUGAGGAUCUCUCGUGGUCUGUACAUACUGGCUAUGUGGUGAAAAAGCAUAACAUCGCCUCUUUCACCUCGGACAGUUGAAGAAGUUUAGCAUGAGUUCCCAAAUCCUAAGACUUUCUACAGAGCCACAAUUGAGAGCAUCCUGACUGCAUCACUGCCUGGUAUGGGAACUAGACCAUGUAAUCAUUUAAUUGGUUAAGCACAAGAUAAUAAAUUAAGAAGAAAUGAGGAAGAGGUGUGGAGAGAUCUUAUGUGAAUUUUUUGCAUUUAUAUUUACCUCGAAGAUGGACGCAGAGUCUAUAGAAGUGAGGCAAAGAGGCAUCAACUUCUUGGACCCUAUACAGAUUUACAGAGGAGCAGAUGUUUGCUGCCUUGAGACAAAUCAGGGUGGUCAAAUCCCCAGGGCAUGUCAAGGUGUUCCCUCGGACUCGAUGGGAGGCAAAUGCAGAAAUUGCUGAGGUCCUAGCAGAGAUCUUUAAAUCAUCCGCAGCAGCAGGUGAGGUACCAGAGGAUCGGAGGACAGCCAACGUUGUUCUGCUGUAUUCAGAAGGGCUAUAAAAAUAAACCAGGAAAUUAUAGGGCACUCAGCCUGACUUCAGUUGUGGGAAAGAUAUUGGAAGGUGAUGCACCAUCAAUAACUCUCAGAGAUGGGAGGCGAACGAUAGGCUUUUAUUAGCAGCAAACAAGACCACUACAUCCUGGAGACUGAGGGAGGAGCAGUGCCUCCAAUCACCUUUAUACAGGGGUCUGUGGGAGGAGCCACAGGAGCAGUCAGCAGAGGGGCGUGUCCAGACAGGUAUACAUAGUUUACCACAGAAGGUAUUCUAAUAGACCGGAUAUAUGAGUAUUUGGAUAGACGUGGACUGAGUAAGGAUACUCAGCAUGGCUUUGUGCAUGGUAGAUCAUGUCUGACCAGUCUUGUAGAGUUUUUUUGAGGAAGUUACCAGGAAAGUGGAUGAAGAAGGCAAGGCAGUGGAUGUUGUCUACAUGGACAAUUGACAAAGUACCACAUGGGAGGUUGGUCAAGAAGGUUCAGUUGCUCGACAUUUAAGAUGAGGUAAUAAAUUGCAUGAGAUAUUGGCUUUGUGGGAAAAGGCAGCAAGUGGUAGAUGAUGGAGGCCUGUGACUAGUGGAGUGCUGCAGGGAUCGGAGCUGGGUCCAUUGUUGUUUAUCAUCUAUAUCAAUGAUCUGGAUGGUAAUGUGGUUAACUGAAUCAGUGAGAAGGACUAUCAUGCUUGCAGUGGGAUCUGGACCAAUUGGAAUUGAAAAAUUCAUCACAGGUAAAUAGACUUGUGACACAUUGGCAUUCAUAAGUCAAAGUAUUGAGUACAGGAGAUGGGAUGCUUUGUUGAAGUUGUAAAAGACAUCAGUGAGGCCUAUUUGGGAGUAUUGUGUGAAAAAUGGAAGUUUAUAAGAGUGUUGCCUGUCUGGAGGGUCUGAGUGAUGAAGAAAGAUUAAUAGAUUAUUCCUUGGAAUUGGAGACUGAAAGGAGAUUUGAUAGAGGUAUCCAAAAUUAUGAGUGGUAUAGAUAAGAUAAAUGCAAACAGGCUUUUUCCACUGAGGUUAGGUGGAACUAUAAAGAUAAUAAGUUAAGAAUGAAAGAUGAAAAGCUUAAGGGGAAUAUGAGGGAAAACUUCUUCACUCAGAGAUUUGUGAGAGUUUGGAAUGAGCUGCCAGCACAAGUGGUGCAUGAGAGCUUAAUUUCAAUGUUUAGGAGAAGUUUGGAAUAGGUACAUGGAUGGUAUGGGUAUGGUGCAGUGCAGGUUGAUGGGAGUAGCUGAUUAAAUGGUUCAGCAUGGACUGAAUGGGCCAAAGGUCCUGUUCCUGUGCUGCACUUUUCUAUGAUCCUAUGAGGUAUAAAUCAGUGGUUUACAAUGUGGGCCAUAUGGCCUCUAGGGGUCUAUGCCAGAUAUCGUAGAGACCACAAGUAGAAACAAGAAACUGGGGGCCACACGAGUUUCUGAAUGGGCCAUGAUAAGUUUACUGUUUUAAUGAAAUAUUACUAAAAUGUAUAAAUAGAAAUGAAUAUUCGUAUUUUAAUUGGAACCCUGAAUGAAAUGAAUGGGAAAAUAUGCUAAAUGAAACAAAUGAGGCAACAAAGCAGCUUAGCCUACGCGUGUGGGGUGGGGUAGGGUGUAGCACAUCAAUUGUUAACUCUGCAUCUGCUUGGCCUUGCAGAAAUCAUCACCCACUGAGCCCCAUCCUGCUCCACAUCCAACCCCAAAUCACUGAUUAUAGAGUGAGCAGGCGGAUGAGAUUCUACAGGAUACCCUGCAACGUGCUCCAUCAGGAUGGGUGUGCCAGGAAUUUUGGUGAUCAGAAAAUUGCAAAGAUUAUAAUGGAAUGCAAGCAAGAGAGUUUCUGGUUCAGAGCUCUGCCACUAUCUCUUGGAAGUAUGCUUGUUGCCCAAGGUUUGGUGUACAAAGGAAUUCUUUCUCCUUCAAAACGGUUUGGGUCGAUUCCUAAGGUUGCCUUGGCUGGAGUGCUUGGAUUUGCAAUCGGAAAAAUUUCUUAUAUUGGAGCUUGUCGUAAGAAGUUUGAAGGUGUAGAUUUUCAGCAUUUUGGAAAUAAAUUGCCUCAAGGAUACAUGGGCUUCUUGUUUCGUAAGCCUUAUUAUGAGAGAGACUCCAUUCAAGAUAAUCAUGGACCUGGCCAACAUACAGAUGUUACCAAUAAAAAUGACCAGCCAACUACUGAAAGUGGCAAUCCCAGCUCAAAGCAUGCCUGAAAACAAAACAUGAUUUUGCAUCAUAAACCUACAGCUGAUUUUCUACAAGUUCAUUGCUCCAUCAUAUAUUUCUUAAUAUUCAAAAUGUCUAUCAAUGUUCUCCAUCAUAAUAGAAAAGGAUAAUAUGAUAUAGCAGUAAUUGUAAGUAAGUUUGGUGGUGCUGCAAGAGCAGUGUGAUGGCAUUUGUUAUCCCACGUUUGCAAUAAAAUAUA
Hypanus sabinus (Atlantic stingray) is the source of this 4586-nucleotide messenger RNA. RefSeq names its product OCIA domain containing 2 (gene ociad2). Gene Ontology annotation, cellular component: mitochondrial inner membrane. The record is from RefSeq and is a predicted model, not a curated record. The transcript is spliced from 7 exons. Bases 3718 to 4374 code for a protein of 218 amino acids. NCBI's taxonomy places the organism in Eukaryota, Metazoa, Chordata, Chondrichthyes, Myliobatiformes, Dasyatidae.